UUAACCCUCAUUUAGUCCAAACAAUCGACUCAAAAAUUGAAGAAUUAAAAAAAAAAAUAAAAUAAAAUAAAAUGAGGAAAACUACAUGCCUAUGCCUUCCCGGUCAAAGACUCUCUUUAUGUGACAAAACCCACGUUUCCGGACAAGGCACGUACGAACGACUAGGCUACAUUUACUCAAUGCUAGCGGGGACCGUGGACGUCGUUGAAAAGGACGGCAUCCAAAUCAUUGAAGUGCAUUCAAAAGGUGAGCAGACAGUGGUGCCGACACAGGGAGACAUAGUAACAGCCCAGGUGUGCGUGAUAUCGCAGCCGCACGCCAAAUGCGUGAUCAAAUGUGUGGGCGACACGGUCCUGCGACGACCGUUCAAGGGGGUGCUGCGUAAGGAAGACGUACGCGCCACCGAAAAGGACAGGGUGGAAAUAUUCAAGUGUUUCAGACCCGGGGACAUAAUACUGGCACGAGUCCUGCCGAUCACAGAAGCGCACAAUUAUCAGUUGUCGACGGCGGAGAACGAGUUGGGAGUGGUGAUUGCACAUUCGGAGUAUGGACAUCCGAUGGUGCCUGUGUCUUGGACUGAAAUGCAGUGUACGAAGACGUUCGUGAAGGAAGGCAGGAAGGUUGCUAAAGUUGUGCCGGAGAAUGUUAAAAGUUUACCCAGAAAUAAAAAGGAAAUAAAUACAUAGUAUCAGUUA
Aethina tumida (small hive beetle) is the source of this 695-nucleotide messenger RNA. RefSeq names its product exosome complex component CSL4 (gene Csl4). The transcript has 3 exons. Gene Ontology annotation, biological process: RNA processing. Gene Ontology annotation, cellular component: cytoplasm; nuclear exosome (RNase complex). Lineage: Eukaryota; Metazoa; Arthropoda; Insecta; Coleoptera; Nitidulidae. The record is from RefSeq and is a predicted model, not a curated record. Gene Ontology annotation, molecular function: RNA binding. The coding region runs from base 72 to 686 and encodes 204 amino acids.